Closterium sp. Naga37s-1 is the source of this 178-nucleotide messenger RNA. Lineage: Eukaryota; Viridiplantae; Streptophyta; Zygnematophyceae; Desmidiales; Closteriaceae. The record is from the annotation of a GenBank genome assembly.
GGCAACGUUUUUGGCCGAGUGGACGCGGUUUGCAGCAUGAGCGUGCGCCUGGACUCACUCACGGUCACCGGAGUGGCGUCCUUCAACAGGUCGCCUGGAGUGAUCCGCGUGGCCCUCAGUGGGUAUGGCCCAGGACUGCUCAAAUCCAACAUUGUGAUUUCCAACAAUGAGGUGUACG